Syngnathus typhle (broad-nosed pipefish) is the source of this 6609-nucleotide messenger RNA. RefSeq names its product atlastin-3-like. The coding region runs from base 70 to 981 and encodes 303 amino acids. Gene Ontology annotation, molecular function: GTPase activity; GTP binding. The transcript has 10 exons. Lineage: Eukaryota; Metazoa; Chordata; Actinopteri; Syngnathiformes; Syngnathidae. The record is from RefSeq and is a predicted model, not a curated record. Gene Ontology annotation, biological process: endoplasmic reticulum organization; protein homooligomerization.
ACGACCGGCAUCCAGAUCUGGAGCGAGGUCUUCCCCAUCCAGAAAAGUGAUGGAAGCGAGGUGGCAGUAAUGCUUAUGGACACUCAGGGAGCUUUUUAUAACCAGUCCACAGUGAAAGACUGUGCCACCAUCUUUGCCCUCAGCACCAUGACCAGCUCCAUUCAGAUUUACAAUUUGUCCCGGAACAUCCAAGAAAAUGACCUGCAGCAGCUACAGCUUUUCACCGAGUACGGCCGGCUGGCCUUGGAUGAAAUCUUCCUGAAGCCUUUCCAGUCCUUGAUGUUCCUCAUCCGCGACUGGAGCUUCCCCUACGAGUGCACGUACGGCUUUAAAGGAGGCAAUGAAUUCCUGGAGAAACGAUUACAGGUCAAGGAGGCCCAGCACGAGGAGCUGCAAACGGUGAGGGAGCACAUCCACUCCUGCUUCACCAACAUUUCCUGCUUCCUGCUGCCACACCCUGGUUUGAGAGUUGCCACCAGCCCGACUUUUGAAGGACAACUUAAUGCGGUGGCACCAGAGUUCAAAGAGCAGCUGAAGAUUUUGAUCCCCGAUCUCCUGCAUCCCGACAACCUGGCCGAGAAGGAGAUCAAUGGAAACAAAGUCACCUGCAGAGGCCUGCUGGAGUACUUCAAGGCUUACAUCAAGAUUUACCAGGGAGAGGACUUGCCCCAGCCAAAGACUAUGCUCAUGGCGACAGCGGAGGCCAACAACCUGGCAGCCGUGGUGGCGAGUAAAGAUCAGUAUUACAGGAACAUGGAGAAGAUGUGUGGCGGAGACCUGCCCUAUGUGUCUCCUGAGUCACUGGAGGAGAAGCACCAAUUUUACUUCAAGGAGGCUCUCUUCUCCUUCUCCUCCACCAAGAAGAUGGGCGGCCAGGAGUUUUGCGACCGCUACCAAGAGCAGCUGGAGAAGGAGCUGGUGGAGAUGUGGGAGUCGUUCACCAAGCACAACGAGGUCAGCGACAUUAGUUGCGCACGUUAGCUCAGCUCUGCAGGAAUGAAUGGCAUCAAUCCAUGUCCAAAAAUGUCUGACGGGACCACCGGUGUGUGUGAACUGGCGCUUUUAUUUUACAAAGGCGGAAAGGUGAGGAGGGCAGGGAAAUAAAAAAAGAGACAAAAAUGAGAAUCCGUUUGUUGUAGGGUAGACAUGUUUUAAGGUCUGUAUAAUAUGGCAUCACAGCACUAUUUUGUCUAAAUAGAAUUCCUCAUAUCACAUCGACAUAAUUCCUUGGUAGAAAGAUGGCAGCAAAGAAUUUUUGUCUUGGUGAAACUUUAGUAUACAGUAAUUCCAAGAUGGUGUCAAAGCACUCUGUUUGUCUAAUCCUCCAUUGAUCCCUUGCCUGAAAGAUGGAGGCAAAGCACUAUUUGACUAAAUGAAGCAUUUUACCUCACGUCAACAUAGUUCCUUGGCCUUAAGAUGUUGGUAAAAGCACAACCAACUCAACUGCUGUCUUGUCUCCCACCAGGCCACGGUGGUGCUGAACAAGUCGAGAGAACAGAGGCUUUCCGUGAAGAAAUCCAGUUAGAGGACCGGCGAGGCUUUUGGUCAUCUCGACGCCACGCAAAUCUACAGCCGACACAGAGCCGCAUUCAGCCUUAUCAUUGCGCCCCCACCCCCCUUCCAUUUCUUCUCCCCUAACCCUUUCUCUGUGAGAACAUACAACACCAAAAAAAAAAAAAAAGCACAAGAGAAGGAUACAUUCCCAAAAGCCAGCAUGUUUCAUACCCGCGUUGGGACACAAGCUGCCUGCUUUGAAAGCAUCGCACCUUCUGUCGAUCCUGCCGCAUUUCCAAAAGAUUCACCAGGAAAAGUUCUUUCCAGCGGUUACAGGCUUCUUUUUGCACAAUUUGGUUGUCUACCUUAUGAGGAUGGCUUUUGCAGCUUUUUAUAUGCAUAUUUUAGAAGUUCAAUUUAUUUUCUUUUACAGUGUGCCUUGGAAGCGUUCCAGUCUCGAUGGAGACGUAACAUUCCUGAUCAAGUUCGGUUGUUCCCUUUUGCUGAAGUAGCAAGGAGGAGAUUGUUGCAGUAAUGUCACCAAAUCAGACCACAGUAGAGCGUGAGCCUAAAAUGAGCGUCAAAUGUAAAGAAUUUCUUAUGGAUGGCAGCAAAAGGCUACUAUUGGAUUGAUAAAUUGACCACUUUAACAGAUAGGCUCCACGUCUUUGACCCUGACUGAGAAAAUGAGUUUUUUUCCUGUGCCCAUUCUUUCUUUACCCAUCAAUAUUUAAAACACCCACAAAAAAAAAACCUCACAAAUUACACAUGAGUGUGUAUUAUUUGUGAGUGUAUAUCUUGUGAGAACUGUGGCCCUUUUGUCGUCUCUUUGAUUUUGGUUGCGUUAACUCCUUUGCAAAAUAAAAUCAAUUACAUAGUUUGCAUUCAGUCGUAAUAUAGCUUCCACAAUGUGAAUGCUAAUAUACAAUGGCAAACUCCAUGGUCACACAGCCUAGCGAUUAGCAUUUAUGUGUUUAAUGCUAGUGUUUUGUACAGUAAUGAUUACUUCAUUUGGAUAGUUUUACAAAAAUAGUAGUUUUCCUUAGAGUUGAAUAUAAUUAUUUGGAUUUGGAUUACACUUUUAUUUGAAUUAGGGAGGUAUUUUCAUAGAAGGAAAAUAUUACUAUGAAGAUUAUUACGACUAUUAACUCUCACUUUUUCAGAAAGUGCGACAUAAUAGUCUCUGAAUGUCACUUUGUUAAAUGUUGGUAAUAAAAAUCAGGAAAAGUGCUGAGAGCAAUACUGGACUUCCCCAAUAUCCCAAAUUGUGUACCAAACCUUUAUUUAGACCAGGAUUUAUCGAACAUGUCAGAAAUGGAGUUAGCCCACAUCUUUUCUCAGUGGCAUUUUUCCCCCCCCAGAGGUCGUCGUGAAUGAUGGAGAACCUGUGCCACACCCUGGCGCCAUUAUGCCCUUGUCCUGCUGCUUUUGGGGGGGCUUUCUCCUCCUUUUCUUUUCUUAUGGAUGGCAGCAAAAGGCUACUAUUGGAUUGAUAAAUUGACCAACUCAAUUCACUUUUAUGUCGUUCUUUGACAUCAUGAUGCCACUGAAUGGCCACUUCUGGCUAAAUGAACGCUCUUUUACUCACUUCAACAUAGUUCCUUGGCAUCAAGAUUGUAGCAAAACUCCAUAUUUGUCCAAACUGAGCUCCUCGGUUCACUUGAACAUCAUUCCGCUGCACCAAUAUGGCAUCACAGCACUAUUUUGUCUAAAUAGAAUUCCUCAUAUCACAUAGACAUAAUUCCUUGGUAGAAAGAUGGCAGCAAAGAAUUUUUGUCUUGGUGAAACUUUAGUAUACAGUAAUUCUAAGAUGGUGUCAAAGCACUCUGUUUGUCUAAUCCUCCAUUGAUCCCUUGCCUGAAAGAUGGAGGCAAAGCACUAUUUGACUAAAUGAAGCAUUUUACCUCACGUCAACAUAGUUCCUUGGCCUUAAGAUGUUGGUAAAAGCACAACUUUUGUCCGAGUGUAGCUCAUCUUUUCCCUUCAAUAGAUGUCCUUGUCACCAAGAUGGCGCCAAAUGAAUGCUUAAAGUUUAAAAAAAGAAUAACUUGAUGUACCAUACAUUAUUUUGAAAUGACAAACAAGCAAGCAUGUGGAGGUUUACUCGAACAAAAGAAAAAUCCUGCAUUCCAAAUUCUCUACUGAGCAUUCCCUUUCGUGUUAUUCAAAAUAGAUUUUGAUACAGAAAAGUUGAUAUUUUCUAGAUAGGUUAUUUAUAGAAAGUGCCUUCUGUAAUGUUUACAACUCCAAAGGUUCUAUUGAUUGACAAAGAUCAUCUAACUUGAUGAUGUAGUGACCACGUAGCCAAAGACUUUGCUUUGCUUUUGCAGCCUCUUCGAGUUAGUCCAUCUUGCUACGAUGAAUAUACUGUACGUAUAGUACUGCUGUGUUAACGAGACAUGACUUUGUUUUUUUUUUAUGAGCAUUCCCUUUCGUGUUAUUCAAAAUAGAUUUUGAUACAGAAAAGUUGAUAUUUUCUAGAUAGGUUAUUUAUAGAAAGUGCCUUCUGUAAUGUUUACAACUCCAAAGGUUCUAUUGAUUGACAAAGAUCAUCUAACUUGAUGAUGUAGCGACCACGUAGCCAAAGACUUUGCUUUGCUUUUGCAGCCUCUUCGAGUUAGUCCAUCUUGCUACGAUGAAUAUACUGUAUGUAUAGUACUGCUGUGUUAAUGAGACAUGACUUUGUUUUUUUUUUAUGAGUUGUAUCUCCACCAGGAUACAUUGGACACAUCCCCAGGGAUGUGUAGCUUCACAGACACAUUGUUGUAUUUUUUCAGAGUUGUGGGUUAAGAAUUAAGAACAAUAACAUUUAGUUGUUUUUUUAUAUUAAAUUAUAAACAAUUUAAUAAUUUUAAUAUAACUUCAACAGCUCAGGGACAUCAAAGAGAGAAAAAUGCCACGUGCGCCAUCCGAUGUGUGGAGACAUUUCACACAAGCUAAUUUGCAAGGAAAGUCUUUGUAUAUCUGCAAAUAUUGUGAAAAGGCAUACACAAAAAAUGCCACAAAAAUGCAGCAGCAUAUUGCAAAGUGCAACAAAUUUCCUCAAGGCUCAACACGUGCAAUAGAUGGGAGUUCCACUACAGAUGAAAAUAAAUCUGCAUCAGCCGCAUCAGAGUCAGAUACCCUCUCAUCAGCUCCUGGUCCCUCUGGCAUCAGAGGAUUCUUUGAUCAUAUGGAUGAACAAAGCAAGAGACGUGCAGAUGAGUGUAGCGCUCGUGCAGUCUAUGCAACUGGCUCACCCCUGAUGCUAACGGCCAAUGUGUACUGGAAGAGAUUUUUGAAUGUUCUCCGGCCAGCAUACACCCCCCCAACCAGACAUGCGCUAUCCACUCAUUUGCUGGAUGAAGAGUUUGGCAGGGUGCAGACAAAAGUCAAGGAAACUAUUGACAAAGCAGACUGUAUUUCAGUCAUCUCAGAUGGAUGGUCAAAUAUCCGUGGACAGGGUAUCAUCAACUACAUUGUCACCACUCCUAAACCUGUAUUCUUCAAGAGUGUAGACACAAAGGACAACAGACACACAGGCAUCUACAUUGCUGAUCAGCUGAAAGUGGUCAUCAAUGAUCUUGGACCAGAGAAGGUUUUUGCACUUGUGACUGAUAAUGCGGCAAAUAUGAAGGUUGCCUGGGAACACGUGGAGGAGACCUUCCCUCAUAUAACAACCAUUGGCUGUGCUGCCCAUGCUCUCAAUCUUCUCCUUAAAGACAUAAUGGCACUGAAGACAAUGGACACUCUAUACAAGCGAGUGAAGCAAGUUGUCAAGUAUGUGAAGGGCAAACAAGUAGCUUCAGCAACUUAUCUGUCAAAGCAAAAGGAAAAAAACAAAAAUACCACGCUGAAGCUCCCCAGCAUCACACGAUGGGGUGGCGUUGUCAUCAUGUAUGACAGUCUUUUGGAUGGAAAGGAGUCCCUGCAAGAGAUGGCCAUAUCCCAGACUGCAGGCAUCGAAAGUGACAUAAAGAAAGUCAUGUUAGAUGAUGUGUUUUGGGAAAGAUUGUCCAGCAGUCUGGGAAUCCUCAAACCAAUUGCAGCAGCAAUAGCCAAGAUAGAGGGUGAUGGUGCCAUCUUAUCAGAUGUCCAGUGUCUUUUUGCAGACCUCAAAGAAGACAUCCAGACAGUCCUGCCCACUUCCCUACUGCUUAAAGCAGAGGAAACUGCUGUUGUGAAGUUGCUAGAAAAGCGCAGGGAGUUCUGCAUGAAGCCGUUGCAUGCAGCAGCAUACAUGCUGGACCCAAAAUAUGACAGGGAUUUACUCUCUGGGGAAGAGAUGAGCAGUGCUUACACCGUUAUUACAGCCUUGUCAGACCACCUGGGCCUUGAUAAAGGCAAAGUACUUGGCAGUUUGGCAAAGUACAGAACAAAGCAAGGCCUUUGGGAAGGGGAUGCAAUCUGGCAGUCAUGCCAGCAUAUAUCUGCAGCCACCUGGUGGAAGGGACUUUGUGGAUCGGAGGCUCUUGCACCUAUAGCCUCCAUCAUACUCCAGAUCCCACCAUCAUCAGCUGCCUCAGAGCGAAACUGGUCCAUGUUUGGGAACACACACACACACAAAGGUGCGCAACAGGCUCACAAAUCUGAGAGUGGAAAAAUUGGUUGCUAUUCGGGCUAACCUGAGGCUCUUUGAGCCUGACAAAGAGCCAUCCUCCACAAGGCUGGACAGUGACUCUGAAGAGGAAGAGUUAGAGUCCGAUGUUGAGGAAGUGGACAUGCAGGAUGUUGAGACCCACGAAUGCCUACUGCCUGAAAGGGUUUAGCAAGAAAAUUAGAAGCUUGAGAAGCUCUAGGGAAGCUGACUUUUUUUUAUGUGCAUGUGGAUUGGGACUUUUUUGGAGAGAUUUAUUUAACAUUUUGAAUGGGACUUUGUUUGGAUUUUUGGAUUAGGGGGAGGCAUUUGUGUUCAUUUUUGAGUAAAAUUUAACUCCACGUUCAUGUGUUUGUUCUGUUUGAUUGUUCAACUUAUAAAUAAAUCUGUUUUAAUUGUAUCUGCUUUAAUUGUAUUAUUUUGCUUAUAACUAAACAAUUAUUUUUGCUUAGAUAUGAUACCUUUCCACUAAAUUACCCUCAAUUCCCAUAAAUUCCCAUUAAAUUCCCAUAAAUUCCCAUAAAUUCCCAUAAUUCCCA